Molecule: messenger RNA, 2584 nt
Organism: Tachysurus vachellii
Lineage: Eukaryota; Metazoa; Chordata; Actinopteri; Siluriformes; Bagridae
Gene: qars1
Product: glutaminyl-tRNA synthetase 1
Exons: 23
Coding region: 54-2375 (773 amino acids)
Biological process (GO): glutaminyl-tRNA aminoacylation; translation
Cellular component (GO): cytosol; cytoplasm; aminoacyl-tRNA synthetase multienzyme complex
Molecular function (GO): glutamine-tRNA ligase activity; ATP binding
Source: RefSeq, a predicted model, not a curated record
AAUUAUUUCUCUCGCAUUUUCAGUUUUUCUUGACGGUGGCGUGCGUGUGCAACAUGGAGGAUUUGGUGGCUCUUUUUACCUCAGUCGGGCUCAGUGAGCAGAAAGCCAAGGAGACGAUAAAAAAUGAGCAACUUAGUUCAGCUCUCAGAGACGCUAUUAUACAGGCCCAGAAGCUGUUGGGAUCCAAAGAAGUGGACAAAGCCAUUGGGAACCUACUUUACAGCUUAUCAUCCCGUCUACGAGACACCGGGCGCUUGAAUUUCUUGACCGGUUAUAUUGUCGAGCGCAAGAUCACAACAGACCUGCAGUUGUCAGCUGCAUUAGACUUUGUGAAGGGCCACCCUGAGAAUCCUCUGGACCAGAAGGCAUUUGAGACUUCCUGUGGAGUGGGAGUUGUUGUCACGCCAGAGCAGAUUGAAGAUGAGGUUGAGUUGAUCAUCAGAAAGCACAAACAGCAGCUGUUGGCGGAGCGAUAUCGCUUCAACAUGGGACUCCUCAUUGGUGAAGCAAGAGCUGCUCUUAAAUGGGCAGAUGGGAAGAUCCUAAAAAAUGAAGUCGAUAUGCAGGUCUUGCACCUCCUGGGUCCUAAAACUGUGGCAGACCUGGAGAAAAAACCCAAGGCAGCAAAAGCCAAACCAGUAGAGGAGAAGAAGAAGGUUGAGAAUGAUGUGUGUGUGAACGGUGUUAAAGUAGAGGGGAAAUCUCUGAUGGAGCAGCUCAGAGGAGAAGCUCUCAAGUUCCAUAAACCAGGUGAGAAUUACAAAACUGAAGGUUAUGUUGUGACACCAAACACCAUGAACCUGCUGAAGAAGCACCUGGAAGAAACUGGAGGACAGAUUCGGACCCGGUUCCCUCCUGAACCUAAUGGCAUUCUUCACAUCGGCCAUGCCAAAGCUAUUAACUUCAACUUUGGUUAUGCUGCGGCAAAUAAUGGCAUCUGCUUCCUACGCUAUGAUGACACAAACCCAGAGAAAGAAGAGGAGAAAUAUUUCACUGCCAUUAAAGAGAUGGUGGAGUGGCUGGGCUAUAAGCCUUAUGAUAUUACUUAUGCCUCUGAUCACUUCGGGAAGCUAUACGAACUCGGUGUGGACCUUAUACGCAGGGGUCAUGCAUAUGUGUGCCACCAGCGCACCGAGGAGCUGAAGGGCCACAAUGCGCCGCUCUCACCAUGGCGGGAUCGACCUGUGGAGGAAUCCAUCGUUCUCUUUGAGAGAAUGAAGAAGGGCCUGUUUGCAGAGGGCGAGGCCACACUCCGCAUGAAGAUGGUCAUGGAGGAUGGCAAAAUGGACCCAGUGGCUUUCCGCAUCAAAUACACACCACACCACAGAACAGGAGACACCUGGUGUAUUUAUCCUACAUAUGACUACACCCACUGCCUGUGCGACUCAUUUGAAAACAUCACACACUCGCUGUGCACCAAAGAGUUUCAGGCUAGGCGCUCAUCAUAUUUCUGGCUGUGCAAUGCUCUGGACUUGUACUGUCCUGUGCAGUGGGAAUACGGCAGACUUAACUUUACCUACACGGUCGUCUCUAAGAGGAAGAUCAUCAGACUGGUGGAGACUGGGGUUGUCAGAGACUGGGAUGACCCACGCCUCUUCACACUCACUGCCCUCAGGAGACGAGGGUUUCCCCCAGAGGCCAUCAACAACUUCUGUGCCCGUGUGGGUGUGACUGUUGCUCAGACAACCACCGAGCCCCACAUGUUAGAAGCAUGUGUGAGAGAUGUUCUUAAUGACACUGCACCGAGAGUCAUGGCUGUCCUAGAUCCUCUCAAAGUGACCAUCACCAAUCUGCCUGCUGCCGCAAAGACUGAGAUCCGUGUUCCAGACUUCCCUGCAGAUGAGAGUAAGGGUAGCCAUGUGGUUCCCUUCUCCAAAACAAUCUUCAUUGAGCAGAGCGAUUUCAGAGAGGUAAUGGAGAAGGGCUAUAAGCGUCUGACUCCCGAACAGCCAGUAGGUCUGAGGCAUGCCGGCUAUGUCAUCUCCGUGCAGCGUGUCAUCAAGGAUGACAAUGGUAAAGUGGUGGAGCUGGAGGUGACGUGCACCAGCACAGACACUACCGACAAACCCAAAGCCUUCAUCCACUGGGUCUGCGAUCCCCUGACAUGCGAAGUGCGCCUUUAUGAGCGUCUCUUCCUUCAUAAAAACCCAGAGGACACAUCUGAAGUGCCUAACGGCUUUCUGAGUGACAUCAAUCCUAAUUCACUGCAUGUGAUUGAAAGUGCCUUAAUUGACCGCUCAGUAAGCAAGGCUAAAGUCUUAGAUAAAUUCCAAUUCGAGAGAGUGGGUUAUUUCUCCCUGGACCCAGAUAGCACAGCCGAUAAGCUGGUUUUCAACAGGACGGUUACGCUCAAGGAGGAUCCUGGGAAAAUCUGAUCGCUCCUCAGGACCAAAGAGCAACGUUUUAUGUAUGCUGGACUACUUCACUGUGCAGAAGCAGCAUAUCAAUUGUAUUAGUAGUGUUUAACUGGAACUAGCCUGGUUUUGUACAGUGUUGGCAAUGACACUUACAUAUGCAAUGUUCUUGUCUAUCAGGUUGAACUCCUUUCAUAUGUAUGGGGAAAAGAACUUUGGAAUAAACUAUA